Molecule: messenger RNA, 1530 nt
Organism: Indicator indicator
Lineage: Eukaryota; Metazoa; Chordata; Aves; Piciformes; Indicatoridae
Product: cholesterol side-chain cleavage enzyme, mitochondrial
Exons: 9
Coding region: 1-1530 (509 amino acids)
Biological process (GO): cholesterol metabolic process; glucocorticoid biosynthetic process; cortisol metabolic process
Cellular component (GO): mitochondrial inner membrane
Molecular function (GO): oxidoreductase activity, acting on paired donors, with incorporation or reduction of molecular oxygen; heme binding; monooxygenase activity
Source: RefSeq, a predicted model, not a curated record
AUGCUGGCCCGGGCUGUGCCCAAGCCAGGAGCCUUGCUGGGAUGUCUGCCUGCCCAGCCCCGGGGAUGCCGCCGGGCCGCGGGGGUUGCCAUCCCCCCGAUCCCGCCGACUCCUCGACCCUUCAACCAGGUGCCCGGUGACUGGAGAGCAGGUUGGCUCAACCUCUACCGCUUCUGGCAGGAGGGUGGCUUCCACAACGUCCACCACAUCAUGGCUCGCAAGUUCCAGCAGUUUGGGCCCAUUUACAGGGAGAAGCUGGGUGUCUACGACAGCGUGAACAUCAUCAGCCCCCGGGACGCUGCCACUCUCUUCCAGGCAGAGGGGGCGCUGCCGGAGCGCUUCAGCGUCCCCCCCUGGGUGGCUUAUCGCGACUAUCGCAACAAGCCCUACGGUGUGCUCCUCAAGAGGGGGGAGGCCUGGCGCUCGGACAGGCUGAUGCUGAACAAGGAGGUGCUGUCCCCACGGGUGGUGGAGGGCUUCGUGCCCCUGCUGAGCCAGGUGGGAGAGGACUUCGUGCGCCGGGCGCGGGCGCAGGUGGAGCAGAGCGGCAGGGGGCGCUGGACGGCAGACUUCACCCACGAGCUCUUCCGCUUCGCCCUGGAGUCUGUGUGCCAUGUGCUGUACGGGGAGCGGCUGGGGCUGCUGCAGGACUUUGUGGACCCCGAGGCUCAGCGCUUCAUCGACGCCGUGACCCUCAUGUUCCACACCACCUCGCCCAUGCUCUACCUGCCGCCCGCCCUCCUCCGCCACCUCAACGCCAAGACCUGGAGAGACCAUGUCUGGGCCUGGGAUGCCAUCUUCUCCCAGGCGGACAAAUGCAUCCAGAACGUCUACCGGGAGCUGCGGCUGCAGCGCAGGAGCACCCAGGGCUACAUGGGCAUCCUCUGCAGCCUCAUUGUCCAGGACAAGCUGCCCCUGGACGACAUCAAGGCCAGCGUCACCGAGAUGAUGGCGGGCGGGGUGGACACGACCUCCAUGACGCUGCAGUGGGCCAUGUUCGAGCUGGCAAGGUCCCCAGGGGUGCAGGAGCAGCUGAGGGCAGAGGUCCUGGCUGCCAAGCGGGAGGCAGCAGGGGACAGGGGGAAGAUGCUGAAAAACGUCCGGCUGCUCAAAGCUGCCAUCAAGGAGACGCUCAGGCUGCACCCCGUGGCAGUGACCCUGCAGAGGUACACCACGCAGGAGGUCAUCCUCCAGGACUACCGCAUCCCCCCCAAGACGCUGGUGCAGGUCGGGCUCUACGCCAUGGGCCGGGAUCCGGAGGUCUUCCCCAAGCCGGAGCAGUUCAUCCCCCAGCGCUGGUUGGCUGAUGGCCCCAAACACUUCAAGGGGCUGGCCUUUGGGUUUGGCCCCCGCCAGUGCUUGGGGCGCAGGAUCGCCGAGCUGGAGAUGCAGCUCUUCCUCAUGCAGAUCCUGGAGAACUUCAAGAUUGAAACCAUGAGAGCAGUGGAAGUGGGGACCAGGUUUGACCUCAUCCUGCUCCCCGACAAACCUAUCUACCUGACCUUGCGGCCCCUGGAAGCCCAGGCUUGA